UCUCGCGCUACGAGUUGCCUGGCGAGGAUCCGCGUUACAAAGUAAACACCCGGCAGACGAGCAGAUAUCACACAGAGGCAGUUGCGACGAUUUCCAACAUUUCCUUGACAUAUGUAUUAUGCGUGACGAGAGCUGCACCUGCGACUGGACGAGCCUCCGCUUCUUCUCUCUCUCUCUCUCUCUCUCUCUCUCUCUCUCUCUCUCUUGGUAUCGGUUGUAGAUGUACUUAUGUACCGGCGUUCAACGCUAUCUUAUACUAAAUUAUCUCUCUUAUACUUGUAAAAAUUACACUCGCACAGGCGGCUAAAGGCUGGCUUAUUUACACUCGAAUUGAGAUAUGUCAAUGAACGAACGGAAAACGUAAACAAAUAAUCUCAGAGAGCGCGCACAGGUGCAGAAAAAAGCCGCGCACUCGUCAAAAUAUACAUACAAAGCACGCGUAAGGCGAACACACGGUCGGCGGCGGCGGAGCGUCGCCGUGUAGGGUAAAGUCGCGACUAAACGCGUAGGCGAGUCGGUAUCUAUAACGCGGUGGCUGCUGCUCGUGAAAUGCUCUCGCUACUCUCGCUCUCUCGCCUGCCAACUUUCAGCCCCACUCCGGCUUCGCGCGCUAUAUAGCAUGUGUGUGCGCGCCGCUACUCCUUUCGCGCCGCGCCGAUCAUCAGCUGUGCCCUGUGCACCAGUGCGUUUCUCCGCCGAUGCACUUGGGCUUGUGUCACCUAGACUGACAGCUCUCGCAAGUCGCGACCAAGGUUGGCGAGACAUCUGUGACAAAUAGUUCGACUGAUGUAACUUAUCGUCGCUCGUUUUCUUAUCCAACAAAGACUUUCAAUAUGUCCAUUACAAAAUCUAAAGCUGUAGUUUUUCAACUACAAAAGCAAGUGAAAGUGUUUGUGAAAUCGUGGAACAGAAAAUUUUCAUCUAAAAUCAGUAAUCAACAAGAAAUAUUUGAUGUUAUUGUCAUUGGAGGUGGGCAUGCUGGGACUGAAGCAUGUGCUGCAGCUGCUAGAAUGGGUGUAAAAACACUAUUAAUUACACAUAAAAAAAGUACAAUUGGGGAAAUGUCAUGCAACCCUUCAUUUGGUGGUAUUGGAAAAGGAAAUCUCAUGCGAGAAGUUGAUGCUUUAGAUGGUAUUUGUUGCAGAAUUUGUGAUAUAUCAGGAAUUCAUUAUAAAGUUUUAAACAAGAGAAAAGGCCCAGCAGUUUGGGGCUUAAGAGCCCAAAUAGACAGAAGUUUGUACAAAAAACAUUUGCAGGCUGAAAUAUUUAAUACGCCUGGCCUGCAGAUAAUAGAAUCUUCAGUUGAAGAUAUCAUAGUACAUAAUGAUAAGCUAGAAUGCUGUGGAGUUGUUUUAAAAGAUGGAACGCAAAUAUUCUCUGAUUCAGUUGUAAUAACAACUGGAACAUUUUUAAAAGGACAAAUUAAUAUUGGAUUAGAAACAAGACCAGCUGGUAGAAUGGGUGAUGAACCAAGUAUCGGACUAGCCAAUACUCUUGAACGUUUAGGAUUCAGUAUGGGUAGAUUGAAAACAGGAACACCACCCCGAUUAGAAAAGUCUACUAUUGAUUUUUCAAAAUGUACAAAACAAACUCCAGAUGAAAUUCCUGAACCAUUUUCAUUCAUGAGUGAUUCUGUCUGGCUACCUACACAUGAACAAUUGCCUUGCUAUUUAACACAUACAAAUGAAAAAAUUAAUUCUAUUGUUAAAGAAAAUCUCCAUCUUAAUAGGCACGUGAUAGAAGAAAUUAAAGGUCCUAGAUAUUGUCCUAGCAUAGAAAGUAAAGUUUUGAGAUUUUCAAAUUUGCAUCAUCAAAUUUGGUUAGAACCUGAGGGUCUUGAUUCUCCUCUAAUCUACCCUGCUGGCUUAUCGUGUACGCUUCCAGCCAAUAAACAAGAAGAAAUGAUAAAGUUCAUACCUGGUUUAGAAAAUGCAAAAAUGGUGAAACCUGGUUAUGGAGUCGAAUAUGACUACAUAGAUCCCAGAGAACUAAAAAAGUCAUUAGAAACUAAGAAAAUUCCUGGUUUAUUUCUUGCCGGUCAAAUAAAUGGGACUACUGGAUAUGAAGAAGCAGCUGCGCAGGGCAUCGUUGCCGGCGUAAAUGCUGCUGCUAAGGUUUUGAAAAAAAACCCUUUAAUUAUAAGUAGAACAGAAGGAUACAUCGGUGUGCUGAUAGAUGAUUUGACGACAGGCGGGACGACGGAGCCUUACAGAAUGUUCACCAGCCGAGCGGAAUUUCGAGUUAGCUUGCGGCCGGAUAAUGCUGAUUUAAGACUUACGCAUAAAGGAUAUAACGUAGGCUGCGUUUCGGAAAAGAGAUUUGAGAAAACUACAAAUCUACUGAAACAAAUUCAGGAAUGUUUGCAAAUAUUGAGAAGUACAUCAAAACCUUAUAAAGAUUGGCAAGCUCAAUUACCGCACUUGCGAAAUAUAAAACAAAAUUUACCAAAAUCAGCUCUUGAUUUAUUAUCUCAACAAUUUGUUCAGUUCGACGAAGUAGCGCUACAUAUUCAAGAACUUUUACAUCAUGUAAAAAAUCGAAAAUUAGGGCACAGACUUGAGAUAGAAGCCAAUUACAUUCAUGCUGUAGCUGAGCAACAACGAGAAGUAGACGAGAUAAGAAAAAACGAAAAAAUGUCAAUACCGAAAGAAAUUUAUGAUACAUUGAAUUCAUUGAACGUUAGUAUAGAAGAUAAGGAAAAACUUGCAGAAGCUCAACCAGAAACGAUUGCUGCUGCGUACAAUAUUGCAGGAAUAACUCCUGCGGCUGUGUUAAAGUUAUAUUAUCAUGUUAAACGAAACAGUCAAUGUUCGAAAAUGUUGGAUUGUUGAUAUUGUUAAUUUUUUUGUAAUAAACUUAUAAAUUCACUGUGAAUUCUAUUAUCUAGUUUUAUAGUUUCUAUCGAUUUAAAAAUAUAUGUCUUUUACCAUCCAGUCGGUAACUCACUGUACAGAAUAUUGUUCUGCAUUUUCUACCAGUAAAUGGUAACAUCUGUGUAUGAAAAUAUUUAUUACCCAUAAAAAAAAAACAACUUGGUAUACAAUUCAAAGAUAGUGUUUGCAAUUAUAAAACUGUACUUUGUUGUUGCAAUAGUAUA
This is a messenger RNA of Trichogramma pretiosum, 3097 nucleotides long. Its product is annotated as protein MTO1 homolog, mitochondrial. Gene Ontology annotation, cellular component: cytosol. Gene Ontology annotation, biological process: tRNA methylation; tRNA wobble uridine modification. The transcript is spliced from 9 exons. The coding region runs from base 834 to 2831 and encodes 665 amino acids. The record is from RefSeq and is a predicted model, not a curated record. Gene Ontology annotation, molecular function: flavin adenine dinucleotide binding. Lineage: Eukaryota; Metazoa; Arthropoda; Insecta; Hymenoptera; Trichogrammatidae.